UUCAGCUUUAAUGCUUGGCACAGUGCACUUGUGGAGUAUCUGAGUGUAUAUUUUCAUAUCCUGUUUUUGAUAAAAAGUAUAGAACUACAAUGUUGGAAUUCAUGUUUGAAACAGCAAGCAAGCUCUUUAUCCUGGUUCUGGUCACAAAUGCAGCACUCCCUAGGGUUUCUGAAAAAGAAGUCAACAAAGGAUUUUCUCAACCCAAGUACGUUUUGAUCUAUCGUACCAAUAUGGAUCAUCUGGAAUCAUUACACACAACAAACAAGAUUGUUCCCAUCGAUAAAAAUCAUAGUCAAAAUCAAUUCUGCUUGAACACCAACACUUCAACAAGAAGACAAUUAUUGAUGUACGAAGCCAGUGAUUUUCAGGUUAAUGUCAGCAAAAUUGAAGUUAAUGUUUUGGACUCUAUAACACUGAAAGUGAUCAUGAAUGUUUCUGGGAAUAUAUCUUGCCAUUGGACCUUUAAGAACAUCACAACUCCGUGUAAUGUGAAUUAUUGCACCCUACACAGUCAAAUCAUUACUUUAAUAGUUUCUCGAGUCACUGAAAGGCACGCAGGAAUAUACCACCUCACUACUGAAGGCACAAACACAAUUAACUUUCCAAUUUUUGUAAGAGCAAAACCCAGGAAACCAAAAAUUAUAAUGGAAAAAGAGGGAAAAAUAUUGGAAUGCACAGCAGAAAGUUACCCAUCUUCUUCACUUAUUUGGAGUUCCAGUUCUACAAGCUCUUCAGAAAUACCAUACAUAAAUCAUAAUAAAUCAAUCGUAAGCUUUGGAGUGACAAGAAUUAGGAAAAAGAUUUCCAUAAGGCAGUGUAUUCAUAAUCACAUAUCUUGCUGUGCAAGCAAUAUUCAUGGAACAGAGUGUUCAAGUCUUUACACUCAAGAUCUUGAUAGAUCAAACAAAGAAAGCUCAGUUUUGAAUGUUUUUCUGAAAGUUGGUGAUCCAUUUCUGGUGCGAUGUAUUGCUUCAUAUGAAACAUACAAAUUCAGAAUAGGUUGGAUUACUAACACAAAUGCAGGAAAUACAACAGAGGUCCUGGACGUUGAAGAAUCAUUUGUAUCAAGCAGGCACACAAGGAUCAGAUUCCUGUUUAUUACUUCAGUACAACUGGAAAAUAGCGGAUUAUAUACAUGUACUUCUACAAAACAUUCACAUAAAACAGUGAAAUUAACAGUCAUUGAGAAAGGAUUUAUAAAUUCAUCAAUAACAAACAAUGUUCAUACAAUUGGUGAAGCAGAGAACUUUUGUUUUGAAGUUAGAUUGAAGGCAUACCCACUUGUAAGGUGCCAGUGGUAUUUCUCCCACAAAGGAUUCCCCAGCUUGCUUAAAAAGAUAUCUGGAAACAGUUAUUCUGCAUCAUUUUGUGAUCAUGGUCAUAAACCAGGAAUCUAUGAAUUCUUUGCAGAAAAUGAGGAGGCAGAAUUUCGGACAUUUUUUACUUUAUAUAUAAAAAAAAAACCAUCUCUUGAACUUUCAUCAGGAAAAAAUAAUAUUUUCUGCAACUCCACAAGCUAUCCAUUAGCCACAGUGAGUUGGAAAAAAUGCAAUGAAAAAUCCUGCGCUGGAAGUGAAAAUAUAACUGAGGGCAUUCAGACAAUGGAGUUAGAUGGAAAAAUAUUUGGGUCCAAAAGUAUACUGAGUGUACUGGAUCCAACGGUCAUGACGGGUGGGUUUUCAAUAGAGUGCUGUGCAGAGAAUGCUGUAGGCUCAAUCUGCAAAAGAAGCUAUCUUCCAGAGCAAGAUAAAAUGCGGUUUUCAAAGACUAUUUUCUACACGACAAUUGGAAUUUUUGGUCUAGUUACAAUCCUGUUUUUUGCUUUCAUAGUCCCUAAAUAUAAAAAGCAACCUGGUUAUGAACGGCAGCUCCUCAUGAUACAGGUUAUUGGAUCCUCUGAAAACGAUUAUGUUUAUGUUGAUUUUACCAACACUGAUUAUGAUCCGAAGUGGGAAUUUCCUCGUGAAAACUUGGAACUGGGGAAUGUACUUGGUUCUGGUGCAUUUGGAAAAGUCAUGGAAGCCAUGGCGUACGGAAUCAAUAAAGCAGAUGUCCCCGUCCAGGUUGCUAUCAAAAUGUUGAAGGAAAAAUAUGAGCCUUCUGAAAAAGAUGCCUUGAUGUCUGAACUGAAAAUGAUGAUUCACAUGGGGCGCCAUGAAAACAUUGUCAACCUUUUAGGUGCUUGUACUAUUUCUGGUCCAGUAUACCUAAUCUUUGAAUAUUGUUGCUAUGGAGACCUUCUUAAUUACUUAAGAAAUAACCGGGAGAAUUUUCAUAAGACAUGGACUGACGUCUUUGCACAUAACAACUUUAGCUUCUAUCAUAAUCUUUACAAUGAUCAGCAAUUCAGCAAUAAAGCUAGAAAUGUGGUGCAAAAUCAAUCUUAUGAGCCCAUGAAUAGAGAAUCCAAUACUGGCAUGUUGUCACAAAAAUCUGAUUGUGAUUUACUAUUCCAUGAGGAUGAACUAACAUGCCCAUUAAAUACAGAUGUUGACUAUCGGAAUGCCAGGAGAUAUGAAGAUGAAGAUUUGCACGUUCUUACUUUUGAGGAUCUCCUGAGCUUUUCAUAUCAAGUUGCUAAAGGGAUGGAAUUCCUGACUUCACGAAGUUGUAUUCACAGAGAUCUGGCGGCAAGGAAUGUGUUAGUUACCCAUGGGAAAGUAGCAAAAAUAUGUGAUUUUGGAUUGGCCAGGGACAUCAUGCAAGAUUCUAAUUACGUUGUCAGAGGCAAUGCACGACUGCCUGUCAAGUGGAUGGCGCCUGAAAGCUUAUUUGAAGGCAGUUACACAACUCGUAGUGAUGUCUGGUCAUAUGGAAUCUUAUUAUGGGAAAUAUUUUCACUUGGUGUCAAUCCAUAUCCUGGAAUCCAAGUUGAUUCUAACUUCUACAAGCUAAUCCAAAGCGGGUUUAAGAUGGAGCAGCCAUUUUAUGCUACUGAAGAGAUAUACAGUGUGAUACAAUCAUGCUGGGCUCUUGAUCCAGGAAAACGACUUGCAUUUUCAGACCUAGUUUCUAUUUUUGAAAAGCAACUUGCGGAUGCUGAAGUAGCUCUUUAUCACAACGUAAAAGUGUGCAAAUACAAUUCACACUAUAAAAACCUCCCUGUUAGUUCUAUGGAGUGCACCAGCAUCCAUUCUGCCACAUCAUCACUGAAGGAAAGUACUCCAAUGAAUGAAGAUGUGCAAAUGUAAU
Molecule: messenger RNA, 3192 nt
Organism: Chiloscyllium plagiosum (whitespotted bambooshark)
Lineage: Eukaryota; Metazoa; Chordata; Chondrichthyes; Orectolobiformes; Hemiscylliidae
Gene: flt3
Product: fms related receptor tyrosine kinase 3
Biological process (GO): B cell differentiation; cell surface receptor protein tyrosine kinase signaling pathway; multicellular organism development
Cellular component (GO): signaling receptor complex; plasma membrane
Molecular function (GO): ATP binding; transmembrane receptor protein tyrosine kinase activity; growth factor binding
Source: RefSeq, a predicted model, not a curated record